CUGUUUCCUUAUAGUCGCCAUUUUGUGUAUUGUGAUUUAUUUAUAAAACGUUCAAAGAGUUAAACAAUCAGGAAAUAGUAUCAGGUUAUAAUUACAAUUACAUUAUAAUCCAAUAAACACGGAAAAUUGUAAGACAAUAGGCAAAUAAACCAGAAACAAAAUUGUUUUAACAUGACAAAUAUAUGAUAGAACGUAGAACAUGAGAGCAAGAGAAACAAUUUUGAAAAGAAAACAAAAUACCACUGUUCAUGCUGGUAAAGGAGGUUAUAUUGAUUAAUGGUAAAAAGAACUAGAACUCCCAAGAAUAUUCGAAUUAUUAGGCAAUAAGGAAAACAGUCAUUGAGUACCAGUUAACAGUCCUGUCUACUGGUAUUAAGCGAGACAAAUGAAAUCACCAAAGUAUAUUGAAUUUACAAACAGCAUUAUAGAAAAAAACCAAUGGUAAUUAUGUAACUUUUAGGCAGCAGCAUCGUUACAAACCUGAACAUUAGAUUUAAGGAACAUCUUGUAGAUUAAGAUUAAGAAAAAAUGGCAACUGCUGAUAUAUCACAUGUUUCUGAAGAAGAAGAGAACUAUUUGAGAAUGAAUUUGUUACUAACUGGCAUUUCUCCAAGGGCUGUGCGUGUAUUAUUUGAUAAUGAGUUCCACCCUUCUUGCUUAGAAGCCUCAAUUAAACAGGACAUGGGAAAACUUCUUGACUUGAAAAAGAAGCGUGUCAUUAAUGCAGCUCAAUGGAACCUACUGUGUCCCCGUAGUGGUACCCCUAACUCUUCCUCAUUUGAUGUUACAUUAAUGGUUGCAUUACUAAGGAAUUUAACGAAUUUGCCUCCACCAGCUGGUGGAUAUGACCAAUUACCAUCUAGUACAGAUACCACAACCACAGCAGACCUAGCAAGAAUAAAAUACUUCAGAAAUCAGCUAGCUCAUUAUGAUGAUGGAAAGAUCAAGUCUACAUUAUUUAUCGCUGCAUGGGAUGAUAUCAGUGGGGCUGUAGGAAGACUAGGUGGUCCAAGUAUGGAAGAGGAAUGUAGUGAGCUGAAAACUUAA
Molecule: messenger RNA, 1047 nt
Organism: Mytilus californianus (California mussel)
Lineage: Eukaryota; Metazoa; Mollusca; Bivalvia; Mytilida; Mytilidae
Exons: 4
Coding region: 529-1047 (172 amino acids)
Source: RefSeq, a predicted model, not a curated record